GGCCGCCGCUGCGAGAGGCGUGUCUCCCUGCUUCCUCCCCCGCCUGCCUCCCUCUCCACCUCUCUCCCCUCCCUCCUCCUCUCCGCCCUCCCCGCCCCGCUCCUUUUUCUGCUCCCCAAGUGCGCCCGGCGCGCGAGAGGCGGGCGGGGCGGCGUGGAGCAGGCAACCCAUCGCGCUCGCCCACCGCCCGCUCGGCGAAGCUCCCCGCUGCCGCUCUCGUCGCCGCCGCUGGCGCGUCGGAGGGAACCUAGCAUGGCCGGGCCGGGCUCGCAGCGGCGCGCGUCCCCGGGGGCCUCGGCGCUCCUGACCGCCGCGCUUCUCUAUGCCGCGCUGGGGGACGUGGUGCGCUCGGAGCAGCAGAUCCCGCUCUCCGUGGUGAAGCUCUGGGCCUCUGCUUUUGGGGGAGAGAUAAAAUCUAUUGCCGCUAAGUACUCCGGCUCCCAGCUUCUGCAGAAGAAAUACAAAGAGUAUGAGAAAGACGUUGCCAUAGAAGAAAUCGAUGGUCUCCAACUGGUGAAAAAGCUGGCAAAGAACAUGGAAGAGAUGUUUCACAAGAAGUCUGAAGCAGUGCGGAUGUCUCCAUGUGAAAAAGUCAGCUGUUUAACUCCAUACAUAUUUGCAUUAUUGCAGCGUCUGGUGGAGGCUGCAGAGGAAGCACACCUGAAACAUGAAUUUGAUGCAGACUUGCAGCAGCAAGGAGAAACCAGGUCACACCCUCCACACGUUGCUUUGAAGUCUCCUCAGUACGAAUACUUCAAUGCCGUGCUGAUAAAUGAAAGGGACAAAGAUGGGAAUUUUUUGGAGCUGGGGAAGGAAUUCAUCUUAGCCCCAAAUGACCAUUUUAAUAAUUUGCCUGUGAACAUCAGCCUGAGCGACGUUCAAGUGCCAACGAACAUGUACAACAAAGAUCCAGCAAUUGUCAAUGGGGUUUAUUGGUCCGAAUCCCUAAACAAAGUUUUUGUAGAUAACUUUGAUCGUGACCCGAGUCUCAUAUGGCAGUACUUUGGAAGUGCAAAGGGCUUUUUUAGGCAGUAUCCGGGGAUUAAAUGGGAACCAGAUGAGAAUGGAGUCAUUGCCUUUGACUGCAGGAACCGAAAAUGGUACAUCCAGGCAGCGACUUCUCCAAAAGACGUGGUCAUUUUAGUGGAUGUCAGUGGCAGCAUGAAAGGGCUCCGUCUGACGAUCGCAAAGCAAACAGUCUCAUCUAUUUUGGAUACGCUGGGGGAUGACGACUUCUUCAACAUAAUUGCCUAUAACGAGGAGCUUCACUACGUGGAACCUUGCCUGAAUGGAACGUUGGUGCAAGCUGACAGGACAAACAAGGAGCACUUCAGGGAGCAUCUGGACAAACUUUUUGCCAAAGGAAUCGGAAUGCUGGAUAUAGCUCUGAAUGAGGCCUUCAAUAUUCUCAGUGAUUUCAACCACACUGGACAAGGAAGCAUCUGCAGCCAGGCCAUUAUGCUCAUCACUGAUGGGGCAGUGGACACCUAUGACACUAUCUUUGCAAAAUACAAUUGGCCAGAUCGAAAGGUUCGCAUCUUCACGUACCUCAUUGGAAGAGAGGCUGCUUUUGCAGACAAUCUCAAGUGGAUGGCCUGUGCCAAUAAAGGAUUUUUCACCCAGAUCUCCACCUUGGCUGAUGUGCAGGAAAAUGUCAUGGAAUACCUCCACGUACUCAGCCGGCCCAAAGUCAUUGACCAGGAGCACGACGUGGUGUGGACUGAAGCGUACAUCGACAGCACUCUUGCCAAUGAUCAGGGCCCCGUCCUGAUGACCACGGUCGCCAUGCCUGUGUUUAGUAAGCAGAAUGAAACUAGAUCAAAAGGCAUUCUUCUGGGUGUGGUCGGCACAGAUGUCCCAGUGAAAGAACUUCUGAAGACCAUCCCCAAAUACAAGUUAGGGAUUCACGGCUAUGCCUUUGCAAUCACAAAUAAUGGAUAUAUCCUGACGCAUCCAGAACUCAGACCACUGUAUGAAGAAGGGAAAAAGCGGAGGAAACCUAACUACAGUAGUGUUGACCUUUCUGAGGUGGAGUGGGAGGACCGCGAUGAUGUGUUAAGAAAUGCCAUGGUCAAUAGAAAGACCGGGAAGUUUUCCAUGGAGGUGAAGAAGACAGUGGACAAAGGGAAACGGGUUUUGGUGAUGACAAAUGACUACUAUUAUACAGACAUCAAGGGUACUCCUUUCAGUUUAGGUGUGGCGCUCUCAAGAGGCCAUGGGAAAUAUUUCUUCCGAGGGAAUGUAACCAUUGAAGAAGGCCUGCAUGACUUAGAACACCCUGAUGUGUCCUUGGCAGACGAAUGGUCCUACUGCAACACUGACCUACACCCAGAGCACCGUCAUCUAUCUCAACUAGAAGCUAUUAAGCUCUACCUCAAAGGCAAAGAACCUCUGCUCCAAUGUGAUAAAGAAUUGAUACAAGAAGUCCUUUUUGAUGCUGUGGUGAGUGCUCCCAUUGAAGCCUAUUGGACCAGCCUUGCCCUCAACAAAUCUGAGAAUUCUGACAAGGGUGUGGAGGUGGCCUUCCUCGGCACUCGCACGGGCCUCUCGAGAAUCAACCUGUUUGUUGGGGCCGAGCAGCUCACCAAUCAGGACUUUCUGAAAGCUGGAGACAAGGAGAACAUCUUUAAUGCAGACCAUUUCCCUCUCUGGUACCGAAGAGCCGCUGAGCAGAUUCCAGGGAGCUUUGUCUAUUCGAUCCCAUUCAGCACAGGAACAGUCAACAAAAGCAAUGUGGUGACAGCAAGUACCUCCAUCCAGCUCCUGGAUGAACGGAAGUCUCCUGUGGUGGCAGCUGUAGGCAUUCAGAUGAAACUUGAAUUUUUCCAAAGGAAGUUCUGGACUGCCAGCAGACAGUGCGCCUCUCUGGAUGGCAAAUGUUCUAUCAGCUGUGAUGACGAGACUGUGAACUGUUACCUCAUAGACAAUAAUGGAUUUAUUCUGGUGUCUGAAGACUACACACAAACUGGAGACUUUUUUGGUGAGGUGGAGGGAGCUGUGAUGAACAAAUUGUUAACAAUGGGCUCCUUUAAAAGAAUUACCCUUUAUGACUAUCAAGCCAUGUGCAGGGCCAACAAGGAGAGCAGCGAUGGUGCCCAUGGUCUACUGGAUCCUUAUAAUGCCUUCCUUGCUGCAAUAAAAUGGAUAAUGACAGAACUUGUCUUGUUCCUGGUGGAAUUUAACCUCUGCAGUUGGUGGCACUCAGAUAUGACAGCUAAAGCCCAGAAAUUGAAACAGACCCUGGAGCCUUGUGAUACUGAAUAUCCAGCGUUCGUCUCUGAGCGCACCAUCAAGGAAACCUCAGGGAACAUUGCUUGUGAAGACUGCUCCAAGUCCUUUGUCAUCCAGCAAAUCCCAAGCAGCAAUCUGUUCAUGGUGGUGGUGGACAGUAGCUGCCUCUGUGAGUCUGUGGCCCCCAUCACCAUGGCACCCAUUGAAAUCAGGUAUAAUGAAUCCCUUAAGUGUGAACGUUUAAAGGCUCAGAAGAUCAGAAGGCGUCCGGAAUCUUGUCAUGGCUUCCAUCCUGAGGAGAAUGCGAGGGAGUGUGGGGGUGCGCCGAAUCUCCAGGCCAAGAUGGUCCUUAUCCUGCUCCCACUGCUUUUGAUGCUCUUCUCAAGGUGACACUGAUGGAGAUGUUCUCUUGGCAUGCUAAAGUAUGGAUAAACUGUGAGCCAAAAUAUGGUGCGACAUAGGAGACAUGAAAUGUAGUCCAACCAUCAGCAUCUCAUGAUAUUAAACUGUGCGUGAUAUAAACUCUUAGAGAUAAGUUGACAAAAAAGUUAUCUUUUUACUUUGCCAGUCAUGCAAAUGUGAGUUUGCUACAUUAUUAUCAUCCUUCAUCAGAAACGGGACUGCAAGUGGGCAGUGUCCCUUCUGCUUGAAACCCAUUGAAACCAAUU
Messenger RNA from Physeter macrocephalus (sperm whale), 3899 nucleotides. It is a transcript of the gene CACNA2D3, whose product is annotated as calcium voltage-gated channel auxiliary subunit alpha2delta 3. Bases 253 to 3621 code for a protein of 1122 amino acids. Lineage: Eukaryota; Metazoa; Chordata; Mammalia; Artiodactyla; Physeteridae. The transcript is spliced from 39 exons. Gene Ontology annotation, cellular component: voltage-gated calcium channel complex. Gene Ontology annotation, molecular function: voltage-gated calcium channel activity. The record is from RefSeq and is a predicted model, not a curated record.